Sitodiplosis mosellana (orange wheat blossom midge) is the source of this 3009-nucleotide messenger RNA. It is a transcript of the gene Sin1, whose product is annotated as stress-activated map kinase-interacting protein 1. Bases 312 to 1910 code for a protein of 532 amino acids. Lineage: Eukaryota; Metazoa; Arthropoda; Insecta; Diptera; Cecidomyiidae. The transcript has a single exon. Gene Ontology annotation, cellular component: TORC2 complex; plasma membrane; cytoplasm. Gene Ontology annotation, biological process: TORC2 signaling. The record is from RefSeq and is a predicted model, not a curated record. Gene Ontology annotation, molecular function: phosphatidylinositol-4,5-bisphosphate binding.
GUCAAACUCAAUGCCAGAAUAUAUAUGAAAAAAGAAUAAUAAUAAGAAGAAAAAAAAAAUUGUGUUCACAUCUAAGCCAAAACAAAAACAAAGCACAGCAAAAAAGCGAGAAAUUUAUAAAAACAAAUCAAUUUCGUGCGAUUUGGUCCAUAUUAAAUGACAGUGUUUGCAAUUGAUUUGCGUACAGGGAUUAGAAAAUAGUUAGUUUGCUUUAAACAAAGAAAAAAAACGAAAAACAGAAGACGGAAGAAAAAUUCGUGAGUGUGCGGACGAUAGAUAGAGUGUGUAAAGAUAGAAAGAGAGAGAAAAAAAUGGCCACAUACAAUAAUAAACAUUGGUUAUUGUCGCACAUUCGAAAUUCAUACAUUGGAACGGACGAUACGGGGAUGUGUGAAGCGGUAAUGUUGUCGGAUGAUUUGCCCAGUCGAUACAUUGAGGCGUGUAAGGCGCGACGAGAAACUCCACAAGUGUCCCAUACCUCAUCCACAUCCAUGAAAUCCACGCAUCACCAUCACCAUCCGCAUCAGCAUCAUCAUCAUCACCAUCAUUCGCAUCAUCAUAACCAUCGGACGGGCAUCGAUGAAAACUACGAAUGGUAUCCGGGGCUUGAUCAAAGCGAUGACGAAGAUUUGGAUCCGCUCUCACAAUCCUAUGACAUUCAUAUGGAUCAAGAUCAUGGUUUGCGCAAGCAUACAAAUGCCACAUCGCAAAAGCAUGACAAAUUGGAUGCCAGCCGACGGCGUGCAUCUAAAGUGCGUAGCAUUAAAUUGGAAGACAAUGUACCUGUACUCACCGACACCGAAAUCGAUGAACUAUUCACGCGUCGCAUCGAUUUUGGCAACAAAUCAACAACAACAACACAAACAAAUGGCCAUACCAAUGAUGAUUCGACCACAACCGAACCCAAGCAACCGGAAUCGUUGCUGGCUCAACGGCUGGAAGAAGUACGACGUCAACCGGUGAAUAAAUUUCAAACCUAUGCCCGUUUUGAUGGCAAUCAAAUGAGUGUACCAACCAAAUCGUUUAAAAUCUUUUUAACAAUGCUGCCCAAAGAACAGCAAAACUAUCCGAUGGACAUUUGUGUGGUGGCAACGGCACGUAUUCAAGAAUUUAUCGGUUUGAUUUGCUACAAAUGCAGCAUUACAUACACUGAUGUACCUUUAUUAUCCGUUCAAAAUUAUGGUCUCUAUAUUACGGAGGGUGAUGGCGAAAUUGAUGACUUUCCACCGUUGGACCUACGUGAACCGUGCUCAAAGUUUCGGUUUAGCCAUUUGGCAUUGGUCGAACGCAAAAAUACGGAUCCAGUGAUGCGACAGGAUAGCCGACCCAUUUCCGAAACGGAUAGCAUUUUGAAUGGACCGAAUCAAGAUUCGAUUGUGAGCCAAUCGGCAGCGACCAAUCAACAGGAUUUGGAGCGAAUGAAAGGCCAUACCAUACAAAUGGAAGCACCAUUGUAUCGAUCGUAUCGCGUGAGAAUGUUCACGAAGGGCAUUUUUAAAACGGACAUUCAGCUCGGUAUUUCCGGUGAAAAACUCGAAAUUGAUCCCGUUCAACCGCAAAAUUCGAAAUUCUUUCGCCAAAAACCCAUCAGCCACAGCAUGGAAUCGGUGGUGUGGUGUGAUAUUGAAGAGAGCGCACGUAGCCGUAUCGUUAUUCGCAUUGUAUAUAGACCAGCGCCCGAUGUGCUAUUGCUACAACAACAGCAACAACAAUCGAUUCAAUCGCAGCAUUCAGACGCCAAUUCGUCAUUUCGACAUUACGACUUCGUGACGAAUCCAGUGACGGCAGCGGAAAUUGUCGAGAAAAUUAAUAACAUCAUCGAAGUACGGUCCAGCUCAAAUCGACGCGAAUAUUUGUCACGACAUCCGAACGCAACCAAAAAGAAAAAAAUCACCUUCUCAUUCAAGUAGAUUGAAAGCGCGCUUUUUAUCGUUCUUCGCCAUUGAAUCGUACGAAAGGGAAAGAGAAAGAGAGAGGGAGGGAGGUAGAAAGAACUAUCCUAAAUUAAUUAUAAGAUUUGUAUUAAUAAAAAAAGAACAUUUUUCGCAAAUUGGGCGCAUAAGCAAAUGGACGAAUUGAGUGUGUUUCACUUUUCAAAGGAGACAAUUUCUUCUUCUCAUCGCUAUUGCAUUUUUUUCUCUCCAAUCUGAUUUCUGCCCGUUUUGAUGACCUUUUUGGAUUUGUUUUUCAUAUGUAUCGAUGAAGCGAUCUUAAAAUUUUGGUCAAUACUACAAUCUUUAGCCGUUUGGCUCACAGAAUCAUUGUAUCGAUUUAAACAGUACCAUGAAGCGUGUUAAGGUAAAUACUUGAAGUCUUAUGAAUAGAGGAAGCGUCAGCCAUAAAAUACUAAGUUUCCCUAUAAUAAAUGGAAACUGAGGAAGAAGUCAUACAAAAUUCCAUCUCAAAUGCUUGUUUAUUUGAUUUUUUUUCCUUCAAGUCAAUUGUAUGCCAUCAUUUCUAUGCCUUUUCUGUAAAUUCAUUUAUUUCUUCGGAUUAAAACACAGAGUAUUCAUUACAUAAAUUUCAAGAUAGCGUAAGAACACGUUAAAAAUGUUAGGAAAUUGUAUUACAGUAAACAUUAAAAAAAGUCAAGUUGAUUUUCAUAUUUUCCGAUUUUUUCGAUUUAACUCAAAAUUUGUCCGACAAAUAAAAUAUGACUUUAGGUGCUUUGAAUAACUAUAGAUGGAAAUGUGGUUUAAUUUUGUGUUUAAAUGUUGAAUCGAAUUUCACCAAAAUCAUGUAAACAAAAGACUACUGCUAGACAUUUAUCUGCACCAAAUGCAGCAUAACUGCGUGCAUAAUGGGAUUAUUUUUGUUCGAUUAGUCUAAUAUUGUUUUAUUUAAAUAAUUGUGAACAUGCAUCAAAUGUACGACUGGGUAUUUUUUUUUUAAAGAUUUAAGUACAAUUUUAGCAAAAUAAAAAAUCUUUCAGAUAAGUUAAUUUUAAAACAAAAGAUUACCUAUUUUUUUCUGUAAAUUAUGAAUAAAAAUAUUAUUGUAAUGAAUAAA